Messenger RNA from Pteropus alecto (black flying fox), 1017 nucleotides. RefSeq names its product NK2 homeobox 5 (gene NKX2-5). Gene Ontology annotation, biological process: cell differentiation; regulation of transcription by RNA polymerase II. Gene Ontology annotation, cellular component: nucleus. The transcript has 3 exons. NCBI's taxonomy places the organism in Eukaryota, Metazoa, Chordata, Mammalia, Chiroptera, Pteropodidae. Gene Ontology annotation, molecular function: RNA polymerase II cis-regulatory region sequence-specific DNA binding; DNA-binding transcription factor activity, RNA polymerase II-specific. The record is from RefSeq and is a predicted model, not a curated record.
AUGUUCCCCAGCCCUGCGCUCACGCCCACACCGUUCUCGGUCAAAGACAUCCUGAACCUGGAGCAGCAGCAGCGCAGCCUGGCCGCCGGCGAGCUUUCGGCGCGCCUGGAGGCCACCCUGGCGCCCGCCUCCUGCAUGCUGGCCGCCUUCAAGCCCGAGGCCUACGCGGGGCCCGAGUCUAUAUACGCGCGCCUAUAGCGACCCCGACCCUGCCAAGGACCUUCGAGCUGAAAAGAAAGGUGAGGAAGAAACACAACACCCUUCUCCCUUCCGGGUCACUUUUGUCCCCAAACCCCGGCGCCAAGGCGACAUUGUCGCCAGUAUACGCGCGCCUAUAGCGACCCCGACCCUGCCAAGGACCUUCGAGCUGAAAAGAAAGAGCUAUGCGCGCUGCAGAAGGCGGUGGAGCUGGAGAAGCCGGAGACCGACGGCACCGAGCGACCCCGGGCACGGCGAAGGAGGAAGCCGCGCGUGCUCUUCUCGCAGGCGCAGGUCUACGAGCUGGAGAGGCGCUUCAAGCAGCAGCGGUACCUGUCGGCCCCCGAGCGCGACCAGCUGGCCAGCGUGUUAAAGCUCACGUCCACGCAGGUCAAGAUCUGGUUCCAGAACCGGCGCUACAAGUGCAAGCGGCAGCGGCAGGACCAGACUCUGGAGCUGGUGGGGCUGCCCCCGCCGCCGCCGCCGGCCCGCAGGAUCGCGGUGCCCGUGCUGGUGCGCGAUGGCAAGCCCUGCCUCGGGGACUCGGCGCCCUACGCGCCAGCCUACGGCGUAGGCCUCAACGCCUACGGUUAUAACGCCUACUCCGCGUACCCGGGUUACGGUGGCGCAGCCUGCACCCCUGGCUACAGCUGCGCCGCCGCCUACCCGGCCGGGCCACCUCCGGCGCAGUCGGCUACGGCCGCCGCCAACAACAACUUCGUGAACUUCGGCGUCGGGGACUUGAACGCGGUGCAGAGCCCCGGGAUUCCGCAGGGCAACUCGGGGGUGUCCACGCUGCACGGUAUCCGAGCCUGGUAG